Messenger RNA from Prinia subflava (tawny-flanked prinia), 4013 nucleotides. Its product is annotated as 5-hydroxytryptamine receptor 3A-like. NCBI's taxonomy places the organism in Eukaryota, Metazoa, Chordata, Aves, Passeriformes, Cisticolidae. Gene Ontology annotation, cellular component: synapse; plasma membrane; neuron projection. Gene Ontology annotation, molecular function: acetylcholine-gated monoatomic cation-selective channel activity; serotonin-gated monoatomic cation channel activity. Gene Ontology annotation, biological process: chemical synaptic transmission; monoatomic ion transmembrane transport; signal transduction. The coding region runs from base 167 to 1627 and encodes 486 amino acids. The record is from RefSeq and is a predicted model, not a curated record. The transcript has 9 exons.
CGCAUCCUCCCAGCCUGAAACUUGAUGCAGUGGGAGAGGCUGAUCGCGAGAUUAAUUGGGCGUUCUCAAAAACCCGACGGCGGGGGGAAAGCCAUAGGAGUGCUGCCUGCCUCCCUGCUCUGCUCAGUCCUCUGCCGAGCCAGCGGCGCCUGGAGCCAGCGGAUCCAUGGUGCCCACGGCUCUCGGGGCGCUCCUGGCCCUGCUGCCGCUGGCCUCGACGCUACAAAGCCCAGGUGCCCAGCGCGGGGGCUGGAUGCCGGAGCCGUCCGAGCCCGCCCUGCGCCGCCUGUCCCGCCACCUCCUGGCUCACUACCAGAAGGGCACCCGGCCUGUGCGGGACUGGCGAACGACCACGAACGUGGCCAUCGACCUCAUGGUCUACGCUAUCCUCAGUGUGGAUGAGAAGAACCAGGUGCUGACCACUUACAUCUGGUACAGGCAGCACUGGACAGAUGAAUUCCUCAAGUGGGAUCCAGCUCAUUUCGACAACCUGACGCAGAUCUCCCUCCCCGUAGAGAGCAUCUGGGUGCCCGACAUCCUCAUCAAUGAGUUUGUGGAUGUUGGAAAGUCCCCACACGUCCCCUAUGUUUACGUCAGCCAUCACGGGGAAGUGCAGAACCUCAAACCCAUCCAGGUGAUGACCGCCUGCAGCCUGGACAUCUACAACUUCCCCUUUGACGUCCAGAACUGCUCUCUCACCUUCACCAGUUGGCUGCACCACAUUCGUGAUAUCAACCUCUCGCUGUGGCGUCAGCCGGAGCUUGUCAAGUUCGACCGAAGCGUCUUCAUGAACCAGGGCGAGUGGGAGCUGCUCUACGUCCUCAGCCGCUUCCAGGAGUUCAGUGUCAAGAGCAGUGACAGCUACGCUGAGAUGAAGUUCUAUGUAGUCAUCCGGAGACGCCCCCUCUUCUACACCGUCAGCCUGCUGCUCCCCAGCAUCUUUCUGAUGGUUAUGGACAUUGUGGGAUUCUACCUACCUCCCCACAGUGGUGAGAGGGUCUCCUUCAAGAUCACUCUCCUGCUGGGCUACUCAGUUUUCCUCAUUAUUGUAUCCGACACAUUGCCAGCUACUGCUGUUGGCACCCCGUUGAUAGGUGUCUACUUUGUGGUGUGCAUGGCACUGCUUGUCAUCAGCCUGACAGAGACCAUCCUGAUUGUGCGCCUGGUGCACAAGCAAGACCUGCAACCCCACGUCCCUGAGUGGCUGAAACAUCUGCUGCUGGAAAGAGCCACUAUCCUGCUCUGUAUCCGGGACAGGAAUAAAUUCAGCCAAAGCAGGAUGCAAAGCUUGGACACCUGCAGGCAGGUGGAGAACAAUGACAGCACAGCCAAGCUGACCCCUUAUGUCUGUGAGGACCCUCGGGAGUGCGGGGCAGUGGGGGGCACGAGGUCUGCACUGGCCUUUGCUGGCCGGAUGGAGGGCUCAGCAGCACUACAGGACGUCCUGCGUGAGACCACAGCUAUCCGCCAGCUCCUGGAAAAACGGGAGGAAUUCCGCGACGUUGCGCGUGAGUGGCUGCAAGUGGGCUACGUGUUGGAUGUCCUGCUGUUCCGGGUGUACUUGGCAGCCGUCCUGGCUUACAGCAUCACACUGGGCACCCUCUGGUCGGUGUGGAGGGAUGCCUGAGCAGUGCCCAUUGUUCAGGGCGGGAGACGGGGGAACCCGCUCUGGCGGGUUCUCCCUGGCUCUGGGAUUCGCCAGUGUCUGUCGAUCCAGGCGGGCGCAUCCCUCACGUCCCUCAGCUCCGCAGCGGGAAGGCGGAGCUGAGCAGGAGCCCCCAGGACCCCACGACCCUGCCCAAACGUCUCUACAUGCUUCCCCUGCCAACCCCCGGAGCGCCCCGCACACCCCGGCCACGGCCGCGGCUUCAGCACCGCGGACAGCGGCCCCGCCGCCCGGCCCAGCCGCCUCCCGACCCGGGGUCCCCCGGAAUCGGGUGGGGUCUCCCCUGCAUCGAGGGAUCCCCACCGCCCCAGGGGCCCCGCUGUUCUCGGCUCCCCUGCCCCACACCCCGGCUGCCGCCUUUAUUCCCUACCCCGGGCCCCCAGGCACGCUUGCCCAGCAGAACCCCACCAUGCUUGUGCUCAGCAGUUUUAGCAAAGUGAGAGACCCAGUGUCCGGCCGCGGCCAAACCGGGAUGGCAACGGGACUGACUCCGUGAGCACCGGUACUGGGAGAGAUGCGCGGGGGCAGCACUGCCAUCACAGCUGCAGUAGGUCCCCAGCUCCUGCUGCCGAUCUGCCCCUGCCAGGACAGAGGCACAAGGCGAAGAGGAAAGUGCUGCAGAUGCCAUAAGGGCUCAUCUCAUGCUCUAGGAGCAUGUCUGCAUGUGGGCCUGCAGGUGGCGGGGGACAGGUGGGUUGACACCACCUGGCUCUCAUACAUCUGCUGUCAAACCCACCAGCCCCAGAGCAAGACUCCCACUCACCAUCCCAGAGCCAUCACCUGCAGGAAAACUUACCUCUGAGUGACGGGGGCUGAGAACGGGUGGAGUGGGCUCCUGCCAGCGCCGGCCUGCACUAAUGCGCUGAUGGUCUGUAAGUGGCUGCCUAUUGAUGAGGUGUCCAGUUAAAGAGUUCGUGAGACACUAAAUCAGCCCAUUGAUCCUGCUGAGAUCGAUGGUGCUACAGACCUGAUCAGUGCAGCGGGCAAUUAACACCCUCUGGAAUGAGCUGCCUUCGUGUAACAUCAAACGCUCCAACAGACAAAUCCAAUGGGGCCAUUGACCCGGGUGUGUGAUGCCACCCAGCCCAUGUGUUUGACGAGGGUACUGGGCAGCAAGACUCCUGAGCCAUUCCUCUCCUGCCCACCGUGACCCCAGUGUCCCCCAGGGCUGCACUGCAAGGUGCUCAGUUGUGCUGCCAUAUCCCAUGGAAUGUUUUGGUCCUUGUUGUCCUCCCUGUGCUAGGAAGCCACCAUGCUCCCAACCUAACCCCCUCAAGCAGCUCAGCCCCUCCUGGAAGGACAGGCUGCCCAUGCUGGAGGAGAGAUAGAUUCUGCCUUUGCCCUCUUGCUACUUUGGGAAGUGCUGCAUGUGGGAAAAAGUUUCAGGCAUCUCUCUGAGAAAAGCCUGCAUUUUCCUCUUAAAAAAAAAAAAAUCAAUAAAUCUGAAUCUAAUCUCCUAAUAAAGGUUUAAUGAGGACAUAAUGUUGAUGGAACAGAACAUUGUUGCAGCAUAAUCGCUCCCAGCUGCUGCGCGAGCGUGCACACAAAGGCCCCGUCCUACCGCGAUUUCCCCGUUAUUAUAACAAUGCCUUUGUGCCAGGCUGAACGUCCCCCUCCUCCCGGGGCACUGCAGCCCGCAGGUUGCCCACAGCAGGACCACCUCUGCUUGCCUGAACCUGGACCAAAGUUCCCCACCACUUACCCAAAGCCUUCCUGGGAGCUGUGCUGGGGAGACUGGGGGAGGCAGGACCACCAUCAGGACCUUUGAAUGGACAUGCAGCCCUCCAACCUGCUGGGAAGUGCUGAGGCAGGGGAUGAGCCUGGCCUUGACACUGGCACAUGCCAUCCGUCCCUGGGAAAAACUAAAUGAUGCUCUGCACUUGGUGACUCCAGCUGUGCUGUGACAAAUGUCUAACAGCACCACGAGGCCAAGGCUGGCAGUGGGCAGCACGCAUUGGGCACAGGCACAGCUGGGUGGUGCUGGCAGCACCCACUUGGCCCAGCUGCAGCAUGCGGUGCUGUGCGGGUUGCCACAGCACAAAAGGAGAGCAGGCGCUGCCGUUAAUGUAGUCAGUAAAUAAAUAAAGGAGGGCUUAAGCUUAGUGUACAGCAAUCAGUCGGGAACUACAGGAUAAUUAACGCAGCGGGGGGCCGGACGGCUCUGCAGGCAGGUUUAAAUGAACGAGUUCACUUUCAUUGAGGCAAACUUCUCUGCUCCCUGGUGAGCCACACGGGCAGGCAGCAGCACAGGCAGCGUGCUGGGGAUGCUCCCUGCCCAUGGGGACACGGACAUUCCAGGGAGGCCCCCCCCCGCCCACUGGGGUUGGUGUAGGGAUAGGACCUCCUC